AUGAACUUAGAGAUAGAUGCCUUGGUGUCUCGAAGAACUUGGACACUUGUAUCUCGUCUACAAAAUGUCAAUAUCGUCAUAUGUAAGUCAGUUUUUACACUCAAGUAUAAUCCAAAUAGAUCUAUUGCACAUCACAAGACUCACUUGGUUGCUUGUUGAUUUAGUAGGCCUAUGGCAUCGACUAUACUGAGACGUCCUCUCCAACGGUUUGACUCAACUCUAUUCGAGUGACACUUUCUUUGGCAAUGAAUCAAGCAUGAUCUUUACAUCAGUUAAAUAUUUCUAAUAUCUUUUUCUAUGGUGACCUUGAGGAUCAUGUGUUUAUGGAGCAACCUCCUAGAUAUGUUACUCAAGGGGUGUCAUCAAAUGUGUGUCUUUUAUAGUAUGUCAUUUACAGACUUAAGCAAAGUCCACUUGCCUAGUUUGUCAACUUUAAUAGUCUUUUAGUGCAAUUUGGAUUCUCACCAUAUCUUGCAAUCCCAUAGUGCUUACAAAGACUACUGAAUCUAGCAUUGUCAUCUUAGUUGUUUAUGUGGACGACAUUCUUAUGAUUAGAAGUGAUGAAGUAAGCAUUCAAACUACAAAAUCAUACCUACAGCAACACUUCAGCAUACAAGAUGUAGGAAUUUCAUGAUACUUCUUUGGGAUUGAGCUAGCCUAUCAAGAUGAUAAACUCACUCUCUCUCAGCGAAAGUAUGCUCUUGAUAUGCUUCAGGAGACUGAGCUACUUGGGUGUAAACCAGAGUUGUCACUUAUGGAGGUACGUCCAUGCUUCCGAGAUACGUCAUCUCCCCUCCUAGAGGAUGCUAAUCGGUGCAGAUGGUUGUUGGGAAAGUUGAUCUACCUCAUUGUCACUUGUCCCAACAUCGUGUACACAGUUAGUGUCCUCAGAUAGUUCAUGCAGGAAUCUUGUCAAGUCAUUGGGAGGGAGCUUUACAUGUUCUAACAUACAUCAAAAGAGUUUUAGGGAGAGGGGUUAUCUAUCGAAGGCAUAAGCAUCUUUGGAUUGAAGCCUACUCGAAUGCAGAAUAUGUUGGUGACGAGAGAUCGUAAGUCCACUAUUGGUUAUUACACAUGUGGGUGGCAACCUUAUCACGUGAUACUCCAAGAAGUAGAAGGUGGUAUCUUGCUCUAGUGUGAAGUUCGAGUAUCACACCAUAGUUGAGACGGCGCGAGAGAUAGUGUGGCUCAAUUCACUCCUCAAAGGCAUUGACAUCUCAUAUCCUAUGCCAAUACUUAUGCAUUGUAAUAAUCAGGCCGUCAUCUUCAUUGCUGGAAAUCCUACGUUUCAUGA
Molecule: messenger RNA, 1294 nt
Organism: Spirodela intermedia
Lineage: Eukaryota; Viridiplantae; Streptophyta; Magnoliopsida; Alismatales; Araceae
Source: the annotation of a GenBank genome assembly